This is a messenger RNA of Pseudomyrmex gracilis, 1441 nucleotides long. It is a transcript of the gene Scamp, whose product is annotated as secretory carrier-associated membrane protein 5B. Gene Ontology annotation, cellular component: trans-Golgi network membrane; recycling endosome membrane. Lineage: Eukaryota; Metazoa; Arthropoda; Insecta; Hymenoptera; Formicidae. The transcript has 8 exons. The record is from RefSeq and is a predicted model, not a curated record. Bases 145 to 1209 code for a protein of 354 amino acids. Gene Ontology annotation, biological process: protein transport.
GUAUGUACGGUAUACGGAGAAACCAUGGCCCGUCAGGUGUAGUAGGCAGAUUUGUAGAUAAGAUUAGUCGAAUAUAUCAGAGUCGUGCAAGAGUUUCCGAACGUUUCGACUGCGUAUCGCUGGUGCGAGAACGAGGACGAGAGGAUGUCCGGCUUCGACGAGAAUCCCUUCGGGGAGCCUACGAUCAACGAUCCUUUCUCCGACCCUGCCAUACGAAGGGCAGUGACUUCUACGCCAGCUAGCAGAGGUCUGGAGGAUUAUAAUCCUUUUGCUGACCAAGGCACUCAGGGUACUACACAAGUCAGAGGGGCGGUGAAUCCACCUAUCUAUGGUGGAGUUGGUGCGACACAGCAACCUGCUACAUUGCAACCUACCAAUCAAGAAGCACCUCCACCUGCGUACGCUCGCACUCCACAGCAGACAGUUAAUGCAGCACUUGGAAGUACUUUGUCACCUCCGUCAGAUCAACGAGCGGAACCAGAAUGGAAAUCCAGAACAGAGGAAGAAAUGAGAAAUACGCCCUACUAUCCAAGGCGAAAUAAUUGGCCUCCGUUACCGGAUAAAUGUUGUUUUCAACCAUGCUUUUAUCAGGAUAUCGAUGUCGAGAUACAUACUGAUUUUCAAAAGAUUGUGAGGCAAUUGUAUUACCUCUGGAUGUUUCACGGCUGUGUUCUUUUAAUGAAUGUAAUUGGAGGAUUUGUUCUGAUGCUCUAUGGUAAGGGUUUCUCUGCGUUUGGCCUGGCUAUCUUAUAUCUCAUACUUUUUACUCCAUUCUCGUUCAUGUGCUGGUUUAGACCAGCGUACAGGGCUUUCAAGAACGAUAGCUCCUUCAACUUUAUGGUUUUUUUCUUCGUCUUCUUCUUUCAACUAAUUGUCACCAGUAUUCAGGCUAUAGGUAUUCCCGGAGCAGGCACUUGCGGUAUAAUCAUAGCGAUUAGUUUGUUCGAUUCGACGGCCAAAGGAAUCUUCAUCGGUCUUCUUAUGCUCUUUGUCGCAAUUUGUUUCGUCAUUGCGGCAUGUGGUGAUCUUUUACUGCUCACCAAGAUACAUCGCAUUUAUCGUACGUCCGACGCGAGUGUCACGAAGGCGCAGCAAGAAUUCGCUACAACAUUUUUGCGAAACGAGCACGUGCAAAGCGCCGCGAGCAACGUCGCGGCGAGCGCGGUUCGCUCCCAGAUGGCCAACGCUGCUAACCAACCGCGUUAUUAAAAUAAUUCUAUCAACUUUUAUUUGUUCCACGACACACUACGUUACACUAUGUUCUGGCUUUACAUCAUUCAGUAAGUGAAUAGAUCUCAUUUUAGUUUCGCUGUUUAUAGAAACGCCAUUUGUAUUGCUAAACGGUACGGGCAAUACGCGAAUAUUUGCUUCGCGGUCGUUAAGUCUCGGAUAUAUCGUUUCAUCAACAACGCGGUAAUUAUAUGGCUAUAUUCUUGCGAAA